UGAUGGGUUUAUACAAAGGAUUUAUUUAGUUCUUUUUUUAUGCAUAAGAAGUGCGUUGUGGUGGUUACCGCUAGUGAAUGAAAGUAGUUAUUACUAUAGUAUCUAAAUUCUAAAGUUUCUAUUUGUCUAGUGAUGUCUAACGCAUAAAUGUAUUUGAUUGUUGUUUUAUGUUUUGUAAAUAUUUGAGUAGAAUUAAACCUCGCAGCAGGCAUCUAAAAUUGCAAAGAACUCGAUAAAAAAUAGUGGUUAGAAUCAUUUUUAUAAAAUUGGGAUAAAUGGAUUUCGACAAAAUUCUAGAAAAAUGUGGAGACUUUAAUCGAUACCAAUUCAUGAUAUUGGCGCUAUUUGGACUGAUAAAUGUUAUAAUAUCCAUGCACUAUUUUACACAAACUAUUAUUAGUUUUGUACCAAAUCACUGGUGUUACCAUGAGAAACUAGAAAACAAAUCCUUUACGGAAAUAGCUGUUAUUUACUCAAAGUUCGAAAAUCCAUCAUGUACAAAAUUACUGGAUAUUGAUGGUUACAAUGUAACUGUAAGCACGGAAGCGUGCACAAGAUGGAUUUAUGACUAUGAUUAUGGCUAUAGAAGUAUGAAUACAGAGUUAAAUUGGGUAUGUGAUUCCGCUUAUAAAGCACGAGUUGGACAAUCAAUGUUUUUUGUCGGAUCAGUUGUAGGGACCCUAUUUUAUGGUCUUUUAUCAGAUAAAAUUGGUCGAUUACCUGCACUGAUAUUAUCUAAUUUAUCUGGAUUUGUUGGAGAUUUUUCUACAAUUUUCACAGCAACGCUGCCAACAUUCACACUUUGCAGAUUUAUUUCCGGUUUAGCAGCUGACACAAACUUUUACUUAAUGUAUAUAAUGGUGUUGGAAUACAUAAAACCAUCAAUGCGUACUUUGGGUCUCAAUUUAGUCGUAGGCCUAUUUUAUUGCUUAGGUCUAGUUUUUACACCAUGGCUGGCAGUUGUUGCCGGAACUUGGCAGCACUAUUUGAAAAUGACUUCAUUGCCAAUUUUGUCCAUAAGUUUAUUUUAUUUUAUUAUACAAGAAAGUGCACAAUGGCUAGUAACAAGAAAUGAUUUGGACGGUGCUAUAAGACGUCUAAGGAAUGUUGCAAAAUUUAAUGGAAAAAAAGUAUCGGAUGAAGAUUUUAAUGAAUUUCGAAAGUAUUGUGAGAAACAAAGGACGAAAGAAGGCGAGAAGCAAUCGAACUUAAUUGAUAUGUUUAGAACGCCAAGGAUGAGAAAACAUACACUUAUAUUAUUUUUUAAAUCAAUGGUCAUAACGCUGUGUUAUGAUGCCGUGUCACGAAAUGUGGAAGGAAUGGGACUAUCACCUUUUGUCAUGUUCUCACUUAGCGCAUUAGCGGUUCUACCUUCCAGUGUACUAUUAAUAUUGCUUCAAGAUAAAAUCGGUCGCAAAGGAAUGGCCUCCUCAUCGCUAUUAGUUGGUGGCAUUUUCACAACAGCAGCUGGGAUUGCAAUUGCUUACCAAAAACAAAACCAUAAUGCAACACUUUUAGCUUGUCUUACAAUUGCUGCCAGGUUUGGAGUUGCAAUCUCUUAUGAAUCUGGAUCGCAGUAUGCCACCGAGCUAAUACCAACAUGUGUUCGUGGACAAGGAGUUGCUGCUGUACAUGUAGCUGGGUUUGCGGCUUCAUUUCUGGCGCCAUACAUUUUAUACUUAGGAACAUAUUUUAAGGCAGCACCAUCGAUAAUACUGGGUGUUUUAUUCUUUAGUGGAGCUUUCGUUUGCCUGUUAUUGCCCGAAACUUUGAACAGAACUCUUCCUAAAUCGUUGGAUGAAGGUGAAGAAUUCGGUAAAGGAGAGCGUUUAUUAGAUUUUCCAUGCCUUUCAAAACGUAAUAAAGAUACUAAUGAUUCCCCAGAACAUUCAGAAGCUGACAUAACAUCUGUUUAACAGUAUUUUGUUAAGUAUUUAGAAUAUUUUAUUUAUUAGUUAGUAUGAUAUUUAAAAAAAUAAUAAUAUUAAGAAUAAAAUAAUUAAAGCUGCAACUCGAAAAAUGCUCAUAGAUUAAAUGAUUAAAUUGUUAAAAUUCCUUAGCAAAUAUAUUUUCCUUAUUUUUUUUUAUUUGUAUCCAUUUUGCUUGAAUUUAAAAACAUUAUAUUUUUUUUUGUAUUUUAUAAUAUCUAAUAACUCUACACAAUAAAAAUGUGAUACACGUUUUCCAACGAAAUAAAUUUA
Messenger RNA from Episyrphus balteatus (marmalade hoverfly), 2201 nucleotides. RefSeq names its product organic cation transporter protein. The record is from RefSeq and is a predicted model, not a curated record. Gene Ontology annotation, cellular component: membrane. Gene Ontology annotation, molecular function: transmembrane transporter activity. The transcript is spliced from 7 exons. The coding region runs from base 276 to 1916 and encodes 546 amino acids. Gene Ontology annotation, biological process: transmembrane transport. Lineage: Eukaryota; Metazoa; Arthropoda; Insecta; Diptera; Syrphidae.